This is a messenger RNA of Nematostella vectensis (starlet sea anemone), 6343 nucleotides long. RefSeq names its product receptor-type guanylate cyclase Gyc76C. The transcript is spliced from 26 exons. Bases 905 to 4276 code for a protein of 1123 amino acids. The record is from RefSeq and is a predicted model, not a curated record. NCBI's taxonomy places the organism in Eukaryota, Metazoa, Cnidaria, Anthozoa, Actiniaria, Edwardsiidae. Gene Ontology annotation, biological process: receptor guanylyl cyclase signaling pathway; protein phosphorylation; intracellular signal transduction. Gene Ontology annotation, molecular function: peptide receptor activity; protein kinase activity; guanylate cyclase activity.
GAGAAACAAAUUGCACGUAAGCAAUCACCCCGCUCGGUCAUAAAAAAGCCACAUAUUUUCACAAGUCUUGGGACUCAUUGAAUUGCAGGUAUAGGUUAUCUUUUCUUUUUCAAUCGUUGCGAAUUGUUUCACUGCAGCAUUUAUUUCUCAAGCGUCUGAUUAUUGUAUAAUACGGCAGGAAAGUGGAAGAUGGACUGCAGUUAACUCUCUCGUUCGUUUUCGAGUCCAAGAGAACGUUGCAACUUCUAGAGAAAUCUGGCGAUUGAUUUGCGCAUCACAAAUACCAAUAAAACGGCUUGUCAAUUGCGCGUUUUUCACGCCAAAUGUGGAGUGUCUUACAUCGCUGUGUUCAAUGUUAUAAGCGGUCCUGAGACGAAGCAGGAAAGAGAAACUUGAGCUCAAAAUACCGGCAGACAUUUGCGGAAAGGCGACCCGCUGGCCAGUUUCAACGUGGGCGCAUGUUCAACUGCAUUGCUUAGGGCAUUUGCAUUAAGCAUAGUUUGAAGAUUGAAAGCAUGUGUCUAUUCUAAAAACGUUGUCGGGGUGAAUUUCAAAUGGACAUAUUGACUAGACUUCGCACAAAAUAAUCCCAGGACAAGUCAUUACAAUGUGAAAGGUCAACAAAAGGUCACAAAGUAUUGUCACCUAGAAACAACAGUCUUCUCUGAGUCCGCUGGCCACAGCAAAUUUGAUCGGCUGUCAUCAAACCAUCCAGUGCUCACGUGAAAUUCAAGCCAUCAGAGAGUUCCCCAGGCGACUUUAGACUCGAAAACCUCAAAGAUGCCUUCUGGUGUUCGCAUUUAACCCUUGUGCUGGUACCAAUUCGCACUGUUUUUAUGAUGGGCUAACACUGUUCAAGGAAUUUGUAACUUGUGGAUUUGAGUGGGGAGAGUUGGCAUUUGCGAUGAGUUGGUGUUAUGCAGCGAUAUUUCUGCUUCUGACUGGCUGUGGUGUAACUCACGGCGCAGACUAUAAGCUCGGACUUCUCAUUCCUUAUACAAAUGUCGAUGCUAUAAUCAAGAAUUCCUAUUUUACGGGGAAGCAGUUUGCCGCCGCGAUGACUCUGGCCGUCAACGAUAUUAACGCACGAUCAGACCUGUUACCGAACGAUACUAUUUCUUUCGAGUGGCGUGACACGGACUGCAAUGUUUUCUCCACAGUUCGUCACCAAAUUGAGAUGCUACAGAAGGAUUUUACUGCGUUUAUUGGACCAGGUUGCUAUUGUAAACUCGCCGCAAAGAACGCCGCUGCCUUCAACAAAACCAUGAUAUCUUACAUGUGCACAAGUCCGGAGUUAAGUAACAAAACAGAGUACCCAACAUUUGCCCGAACUUUUGCUGUUGACACCAAAGUAACGCCUACUGUGAUCGGAAUUCUGAACAAGUUUAAAUGGGACCAGGUCGCGAUUAUUUACGAGAGAUUGGACAAAUAUGUGCGUUUAUCCAAGUUUAUGGAAAAAGAGCUGUUGAAGAUGAAAAUUAAAGUGAAUUACGUGGCCGCAGUACAGGACGAGAGCACAUAUUCACAGUUUUAUAACGAGAAUAAUUUGAAGUAUGAAGAGGAGUUUACUGAUGUGCUAGAGAACAUUAAGACAAGGGCCAGAAUUGUGAUCAUGGUGACGUCAUACAACAUGGCGGUGGAGGGGAUGCAUCUGGCCAAGAACCGCGGGCUCAUAAAUGGGGAGUAUGUGUUCCUUGUGUUUGAAAUGAGCCCGAUGAUGUCAGAGUACAUGGACAAGGCGCCUUUCAAGUGGUUUUUCAAUAAACUAACAUGGAACAUGACAGAAAUGAAGGCGGCGCUUAUCGUCACGGGGAACAGCUUCAAAGGCGACAAGUACGAUAACUUCACGCGUAACCUGUUUCUAUGGACAUCCCGACCACCCUUCAACAACAACUACUACGUCAACAAGACAGGCCAUCCCGAGCCCCCCAUGUACGCUGCCUCGCUUUAUGACGCUGUUCAGAUCUUUGCCGUCGCACUAAACAAAACUCUGGCUGCCAGUGAGCCCGUGAUCGGCCAGUUGAUUCUCGACAAACUCAAGGAUCACACGUAUAGAAGUAUUCGCGGUUAUGACGUCCAUCUUGACAAAAAUGCUGAUGCGGAGUUUAAUAUGACUCUGAGAAACUACAGACCAAUUGCCAACCAAUCAGGUCUUCCUGGUGUGAUGAAGGAGGUGGCCUUGUUUGAGCCCUUCCCUACCGACCCCGAGCACCUCGAGCUCAAGUUUUUCACUGGGCAAAGUAUCCGCUGGUUUGGGUCCGAAUGGCCCCCUGUCGCAGAACCCAAGUGCGGGUUUAACGGCGAGCACUGCAAACCGGACAAGAAAGUCAUUGACGAAACAACAACAAUCAUCACCACAAUCUCAGUCACUCUCGGAGUCUUGGCUGUUCUCCUUAUUGUUAUUCUAGUGAGGCACUAUAUUGUUGAGCGAGAGCUGCAUAGCAGGCUAUGGAGGAUCGAAUACAACGACUUGGUGUUUAGCACCCACACACACAACCCUGAAGGCUCGAUAGCUAGUAGUGUCAUGAGACUGAAUGGCGACCCGGAAAUGCUCCCACUCGUAGACUUCCAGAUGGAGGGAGAAAAGUCAACUACUGUUGCCCAGUAUGGGGGGAUGCUAGUCACGGUGGCGGCGCUGCCAAAGCGAACUAUAGACAUCAGCCGUCAGCUGCUCCUCGAGAUGAAGCAGAUGCGUGACAUAAGACACGACAAUCUGAACCAGUUCAUCGGCGCAUGCGUGGGACCACCAAACGUGUGUAUUGUGAUGCAGUACUGCUCUAGAGGGAGUCUUCAGGAUAUAUUAGAAAACGACGACGUCAAACUUGACUUAGUGUUCAUCGCGUCUCUUCUCUCCGAUAUAGUCAAGGGCAUGGAAUAUCUCCAUAACUCAGAUAUACGUUCCCAUGGUAACCUCAAGUCGUCUAACUGCUUGGUGGACAGUAGAUGGGUCCUCAAGAUCACUGACUACGGACUGCCGUUACUGAGGUCAAGGUCAAAGAAAAGCACAAUAGAAACAAACUGGAGAGACCUAUUAUGGGUUGCUCCUGAAAUAUUACGCAUCCCGUCACGACCCCCCAAGGGAACGCACAAGGGUGACGUGUACAGUUUUAGUAUCAUUUUACAAGAGUUCCACACGCGGGAUGGGCCUUACAGCGCAAACUACAUGGAGCCAAAAGCGAUCAUUGAGAAGGUUCGUAAGAGCGAAUUCCCUCCCUACCGACCUAUCGUCGCUAAUCUGAUAGACGGCGCGGAAGAGCUAAGAGACCUGAUGAAGCAAUGUUGGGCAGAGGACCCGGACCUGAGGCCGGAUUUCACCGAGAUCAAGAAAACCGUCCGCAGAAUCGUCGACAAAAGCGGCAUGAAAAAGAAUAUAUUCGAUAACAUGGUAAACAUGAUGGAGAUCUACGCAGACAACCUGGAGAACCUCGUGGCGCAAAGGACGGAUCAGCUAGUAGACGAGAAACGCAAAACGGACGCACUACUUGAGAGUAUAUUACCGAGACCGGUUGCCGAGCAGCUAAAAAAGGGUAAAGCUGUAGAAGCCGAGAGUUUUAAUGAAGUGACGAUAUACUUCAGUGACAUUGUUGGUUUUACGAGUCUCAGUGCCGAGAGCACACCGAUGCAGGUCGUAACUUUUUUAAACGAUUUGUACACGAUAUUUGAUGAUAUUAUUCAAGAGUAUGAUGUUUAUAAGGUCGAAACUAUUGGUGAUGCGUAUAUGGUGGCCAGCGGUCUUCCCAUUCGUAACGGCCGGCGCCACGCGGGCGAGAUUGCUAAGAUGGCGUUACAUUUGGUUGACGCUGUGUCACACAAUUUCAUCGUUCGGCAUAAACCUGAAUACAAGCUUCAGCUGAGAGUUGGGUGCCAUACAGGCCCUGUAGUUGCGGGAGUGGUUGGUAACACAAUGGCUAGAUACUGUCUAUUCGGUGACACAGUGAACACGGCUUCAAGAAUGGAGUCCAAUGGUGAACCUCUUCGGAUCCACAUCAGUCAACAGACGAAGGAUGUUUUAGACGAGCUCGGGACGUUCGUUGUAAAAAGUAGAGGAAAAGUGCAUCUUAAGGGAAAGGGCACCGUGGAGACAUUCUGGCUCGUGAGCACAGUGGACAAGAACGAGAGUUGGCACACUCGCGCGCUACCUACGAUAGAACCCGCUCCACUUAUGAACCUGUUCGGUACUCCUCACAGCUCACCACAAUUCCCCCGCGUCAACUCAAUCAAGCGCUCUAUACGCGCGCGGACUCAUGGGAGAAGCAACGGGCCCAGUCAAAGUUGAUGUCGACUCCGCAUUGGAACCAAUCUGCAAGGACUUCCUUGUUACACUCGGUUUGUCUUCGCUAUAUAGAGGUUUUAUUCGGCAAGUCGUCGUCUCUACAUCGAUGGGGCUCGCCUAAGGUCGGCGAGUCUCCGACUCGCUUCGCGGAACAUUGGCAAUUCGUCGAUGAUACAUCGACGAUAUUCACUUAGGGUCGGCGGAUUCGACCAAAAAUAUGAUGUCUCAUCAAAAUAUCAUCAAAAUGUCAUCAAACCUCUCUCUUCUCUCCGGUCACUGUAAGCGUGGACAUUUUCCUGUCACAUUUUCUCACAUCUCCUGUAUGCAAACAGAAAAAAAUGAAAAAAAAAAACUCCUCAUAAAAUGACUACCGGCAAAUUGCAGAGUCUCCGAAGCGUAAAGUCGGAGCCCGUAACCAAGUAAUGUCGAGGCUCAGCGGAAAUUCAUAAUAUGAAUAUGCCAGUAACAAUGAUCAUUAUUUCGAAGCAAAUGCUGAACUGUUUUCCUUUUCUGUUUGCCAUUUCCUUUGCGAAAUGCAAACGUGAAAAAAAAAAACAAUAUUAUCAAUAUGUCCCAGAAAUGAAGUACAGGUAAAUCCAAUUACUUCGCGACUGCGUAGAUUUUUAAUUUUACGGAGAGCCCCACGAGCAUCCCAAACUCUUGAACUUGUUAAAGGGACCGUAGAAGUGUAUGGUGAUAAGAAGUGUUGGUAUAAAAAGAACACUUCCACAUUUAUCAUAUUUAUCUAAACAUCAGUGAAAACAGUCUCUUAAUGUUCGUGGACGCGACUUUCGUGACAACGUAUGCUUUCGUAGAUUGGGAGAUCGUAUAAUAUUGGAGAAUGGUUAUGACAUCCAUGAAGUACUAGCCUUGUCGAAUGACUAUGUCGGAUGACAGAACAUUGGAAACCCGGGAUUCCCCAUACAUUUGAAAAAAGGUGUAAGGCAGAUUUAUUUAGGCAUAAAAUGAUGCACUGAUAUUUUAGUUUUUUUUUAUCGAUCAUUUAUGCGCAAUUUUGGUCCUACAAACCGUAUAACCAGGAAUUAGAGAUGUUUCUUCUUUAAAGAGUAGGGUACAGUGUAGGGUUUUCCCUGAUCUUUUGUGCACAGUUCUCCUGGUGUUCUAAAUGAGGAAAGAAUACAAUUGUUUGUUGUUGUUUUUUCAGGAAAAUAAGUAACAUGCUCCCACGUCCCGUUUCCGGGUCCGUUUCCCGCGUGACGGACCCGCGUGACGGUUGCACUCGGAGAAUCUGUGUAUCGUAAUCCUGCAAGUAAAUAAGCGUAAAUAAAAUACCAAUCCAGGUUCCACAAGCCGUAUAAUUUUUGUUUAUGUUCUUAUAAACAUUCACAUAGCUUUCAGAUACAAGAAUUCAGUCGUUUAUACAUUUACCCAUGAACCAGCGCGGGUUAUGACACAUGGGUUCUCGUGUGCGACCUAAUUUGAAAUAGAUGUAUUGGAAAUUGAGUGGUAUAAACCAUGUGAAUGUUAAUCCAAUACUUAACAUAUAGGUCAGCUUUCCUGUAACUAGGUAUCCCUGCACAGGCUUACCAAUCUCUCAGUCAGUCUCCAGUCAAGUUAACGCGUAAACCCUUAAACUGCUCAAACGUUACAAGUACCGCUUAUUCUGAUUAACACAAAGCAACGAGAGUUUAUUGUGACCUUUAUUCUAGGAUAUAAGACAAUUACAGGACAAUUACAGGGGGUGAUCAAUCGUGAAAAUAUUCGAGAUGGUUAUUGAAACUGACUGGAGACUGACUGAGAGGUUGGUAAGCCUGUGAUCCCUGCGGUGAAUGUUUCCUAUUGUAGAAGAAUUUGAUACAAAGCUUUAUUGUACAUAAAGAAAUUAUAGAGUAAUUUCCAAAAUCCCGUGCAACAAAAUGUAAUUGUUAAAGUGUAAUAGUCAAGCCAGAACAAAAAAGAACAAAGAGAUUAUAGUGUAUUAGUACUAAAUAAACGUAAUAGUAUUUCACGGGUUUUUGAAAAUCACUCUAGUAACUAUACAAUAUAAAGGACAAUUUAAUCGUAUGUAUAUAGAAAAAUUGGAAUAAUAAAAUCAGUAUUUAAUUGGAA